Messenger RNA from Cryphonectria parasitica EP155, 153 nucleotides. RefSeq lists its product as uncharacterized. The transcript has a single exon. Lineage: Eukaryota; Fungi; Ascomycota; Sordariomycetes; Diaporthales; Cryphonectriaceae. The annotation marks the transcript as partial. The record is from RefSeq and is a predicted model, not a curated record.
UAUAAACCUUCUCUAUACAAUCAUUUGGAGCAUCAGAACAACUCCAAUAUGCAUAUUCAGAAUACUAAGAAUAUAUUUAAUUCCUUUGAAAGCUUCGAAAAAGCUUUCAAAGAGAUCUUUAGUAACUCUAACAAAGAGCAUACUACAGCUUAG